Plasmodium cynomolgi strain B is the source of this 978-nucleotide messenger RNA. RefSeq names its product heat shock protein. The annotation marks the transcript as partial. Lineage: Eukaryota; Apicomplexa; Aconoidasida; Haemosporida; Plasmodiidae. The record is from RefSeq and is a predicted model, not a curated record. The transcript has 2 exons. Gene Ontology annotation, cellular component: cytosol. Gene Ontology annotation, molecular function: protein-folding chaperone binding.
GACUACUAUUCCAUUCUAGGGGUGAACAAAGAUUGCACAACCAAUGACCUGAAGAAGGCGUAUAGAAAGCUAGCCAUGAUGUGGCACCCGGACAAACACAAAGAUGUGAAGUCCAAAAAGGAAGCAGAAGAAAAAUUUAAAAAUAUCGCAGAGGCUUAUGAUGUCCUGUCUGAUGAGGAGAAGAGAAAAAUUUACGAUGCCUAUGGGGAGGAGGGACUCAAGGGUUCCAUCCCCACAGGUGGAAACACAUACGUCUAUAGUGGUGUGGAUCCUUCGGAGCUCUUCAGCCGUAUUUUUGGCUCAGACGGACACUUCUCCUUCUCGUCCGGUUUUGACGAUGAUUUCUCUCCCUUCUCCACCUUCGUCAAUAUGACAUCCCGGAAGGCCAGGCCCUCCACCUCCACAAAUGUAAACAACAACAACUACAACAAACCAGCGACCUUCGAAGUGCCUCUCUCGUUGACUCUAGAGGAACUCUACAGUGGGUGCAAAAAAAAACUAAAGAUAACCCGCAAGAGAUUCAUGGGUUCUAAAAGCUACGAAGAUGAUAAUUACGUAACCAUAGAUGUAAAGGCAGGCUGGAAGGAUGGAACCAAAAUCACUUUCUAUGGAGAAGGAGACCAACUGUCCCCAAUGAGUCAACCAGGUGAUUUGGUUUUUAAAGUAAAAACAAAAACACACGAUAGAUUUGUACGAGAAGCCAAUAACCUAAUAUACAAGUGUCCGGUACCACUGGAUAAAGCUCUAACUGGAUUUCAGUUUAUUGUCAAGACGUUAGAUAACAGAGACUUAAAUGUCCGAGUAGACGAAAUUGUUAAUCCCCAAACAAAAAAAAUUGUAUCUAAAGAAGGUAUGCCUUCUUCAAAAAUGCCUAGCACUAAGGGAGAUCUUAUCGUAGAAUUUGACAUUAUAUUUCCAAAAAGCUUGACUGCCGAAAAAAAAAAAAUCAUACGAGAAGCGCUAAUUAAUACAUUCUAA